UUUUCAUAAAUACAAGUUAAAGUAACUUGAAGAAGUUUUUAUAUUCUAAAUUCCAAAUAUGGACGGAUGGUACCGUUGGUGGACGAUGCAUAACACAUAUCGAACCAAGAACAUUUGAAAAAUCGGAGUAUGCGCUCCUCUGACUAUUGAUUGAUAUGCAGUUUCAAUGCGGUUUACAUAAAGCGACCUAUAUGAGCUUGGAAGGGUAGUGAAACAACAGAAUAUCGAUUUGUUUUCAUUUAAAAACACUAACAGAAACAGCGAAACAUCUAGGCAAAGGAAAAAGUGAUGAAAUCCCUUUAAUGGAAUUAAUCGUACUUAAAAGACAUAUUACUAGCGAUGGGAAAAGGUGAUUAUGAAAGUUUAUGCGCCCACUGGGCAUUAGGAGGGUUGAUCUUGGUUGCUCUUGCCUCCUCAGAGUACUCAGGAGCCGGUACUACAGCGGCAUUGCCUAUUUCAGCAAUAGCAGCAAUAUUAACAGCAAUAUCAACAAUUUCUAUGCCUACGGAUAUUGCAAUCCGAAAACGAAAAUUCAGCGAUUUGCUGAUUUUUUUAGCUGUAUGGCUUAAUUUGUUAGAACAUAUUUUAUCAGCAGCGACAUGUUCAAGAAUGGCCAGUGCUACCAUCGAUUAUAUGACGAAGGGUUAUCUUAGAGAUUGGUUAUUUGGCUUAGAAUCGCAUUCCCUUGGAGAACCGUGGCCAGAUGUGAUGGGAUUGUUUAUUAUUGCUGUAACUACAGCUAUGUUUAUGUUAGGAUUAGAAAAAUCUUUAUUAUUUUCGGUUCUCUUGUACAAUGGAAUAAUAUUCACUUUCUUUUUGUUUGUUAUAAUUGGAAGUAUGAAUGUCGAUAUGAAGUUUUGGAACUGGGCAGAAGAUUUUCAUUUAAGUGGAUCAAAACGUGUAUUAAUAACUGCAGCAAUAUGUUCAUACGCCUUUCCGAAUACAUUAUCAAAGACUUUCAAAAAAUACAUGUGCCUUAAAUAUGCGAUAUUACUGGUUAUCCCAUUGUUUUGUUACACGAUAAUUAUUUUCCUCUUUACUUCUAUGUCUCAUUAUAGGGAAGUAGCAGGUACUGCAAUUCCUCUGGUUCGAGUGUUCGAACUAAGAGGAAUUAAAUGGGGAGUAACCGUUAUGGCAGUUUGUACCCUGUACAUAGUUUGCAUAGCACUAACAGAAAUAAUGCCAUCAGCGUAUAGUCUUGUUCUGUAUCUAGCAGGAAAUGAAUGGAAUAUUCUUCCAUCUUCUCUUCUAUAUAGAAACUCAGAAAGCGGAGCUUCGGUAUUAGCAAUAUUUAUCGCAGGAAGUUUAAUGUCGAUCUUGGCAUUUGCGUGUCCCUUAUUCUAUUUAGUCAGACUGUUAAACGUCUGCAAUUUAAUAAAAUGUGCCUUUUAUUCCACAAACACGUUGUACCUUCUAUACAAAGCGGCCUACACAUCGGCGAGUACAAUUCCUGUAUUUAAUACCAACGUCAAAUAUGAAAAAUUAAAUAAAGGACGUAAAAGAGAUAUCAAUAAAAUGUUAAAAACUAAACAGCGCAUAAAAACGGCAUUUGAUGUUUUGCCACGAUUCUUACGACAAAGUACAUCACAGACAGAAAAGAGUUUACAAUCCAACAAAAAUACAGAAGAACAAGACGAUAAGGAAAACUUAUUGUUGAAUGAUUACUACAUAAGAGACGUUGAACAAUACUGCGAUUCUGACAGCGAUGAUAAAAGUUCAAGGUCAUUAACGGAAGUUGAUGGGGAAAGUUCAAGUUCGUCGACUGAUAUAGAUACUGUCGUACAAGAAUAUCAAGAUAAAAUUCAGUGGGAAUACACUGGAGGUAUCACACGAAUACGCGUCAUCGUCAUCAUUUCCGGAGCAAUUGGAGCUUUCGUUAUGGUAUUAAUCAGCUUCAUAUUGAUUUUCAUGCCACAAAAUAAUCUUGAAGAUAGUAAAUAUUAUGUGGUAAAAAGAAGAUUUUUACCUUAUACGGCAGUGAUAUCUGUUAUCUUAAAUAUAAUUUUGGGUUCAAUAUUACUUUUUGAAGUUUGGCAUGGAUUCAUACUAUGGGUAAUUUCAGGUCUGGUGUUAUUUUGUCGAUGUAAUUGCUGUAGUUGCGAAGGUCUCUUUCCAGAAAACUCCGAACGACAGAAAAUUAACAGUUCCAAAAUGAACAUUGAAGAUAUUGAAUACGACGACUUUGUUUUUGUAUCUAGUUGACACAGCACUGGUGAUUCAGAUGAAAAUAGUGAAGAAUUAUUUUAUUAUUCAAAUUACUAAAGCGCUAUUUUUUAAUGUGAAUUAAUAUACUUAUCUAAUAUUUCUCUAUUUAAAAUUAGAAAUGUAUACCUGUAAGUGUUUGGAAAUAUUAAAGUUGCCUUAAUUUAUAAGGGGCAGCGUUUAU
Messenger RNA from Agrilus planipennis (emerald ash borer), 2386 nucleotides. RefSeq lists its product as uncharacterized. The transcript is spliced from 13 exons. Gene Ontology annotation, biological process: amino acid transport. Lineage: Eukaryota; Metazoa; Arthropoda; Insecta; Coleoptera; Buprestidae. The record is from RefSeq and is a predicted model, not a curated record. Bases 340 to 2202 code for a protein of 620 amino acids. Gene Ontology annotation, cellular component: plasma membrane. Gene Ontology annotation, molecular function: amino acid transmembrane transporter activity.